Apis florea (little honeybee) is the source of this 2591-nucleotide messenger RNA. RefSeq lists its product as uncharacterized. The record is from RefSeq and is a predicted model, not a curated record. NCBI's taxonomy places the organism in Eukaryota, Metazoa, Arthropoda, Insecta, Hymenoptera, Apidae.
UUUAGUGGCGGGAGGGCGCUACUUGCGAUCGAGUGUACAAGGGGUUUGUGAACGAAAUUGGCCCUCUUCGUGGACUCGGCGAAUUACUUUUCUAUUGUAUAACGCGAGGGACAAUACGCGGAAAGUGAUUCGUGCAUCAAUUACAAAUUCGACAACAAUGUCGUUAAGAAAACGACGUUCUGCAUUUAUUUAAAUAUCGUCGAUGUACACUCUCGUCGCUGACCUGGAGACCGGCGACAGAAGCCAUGCCGCAGCACAACCCCUUUCAAAAGAGGUUGAUGACAAUGACAGCGACGAAACGUCAUCGUCUUGUCAGCUAGGGAACGCCGAUAGCAAGCCCAGCACGAUGGCGGGUGAGGAGGGUGCGCUGAGUGGCGGACUCGGGGCGAAAUUAAAAUGUCCGACCCCUAUAUCACGCUUGAGGGUGGAGAAGAUCGAGGGUGGACUGAUGGUAGCUGGGGUUGUAAUAGCUGCGAACUGCCAGAUUGCUCUUCCGGCAUUCGGCUUCCUCUUUAUGCUCGUCGGCGCUGUACUCACCGGUGAUCGAACUCGACGAUGGCAAUGGAGCGUUUAUGUCACGAGAAGGAAAAAGAAGAAAGAAGAAGAAGAAGAAGGUGGAGGGGAGGAAAGGAAGAAGAGGGAAGGUGUGGAAGAAGAAACGAAGGAGGAAAGAAGAUUCGCUAACGGGCAACAGCUGGUCGUUUACUCGUUUGGCCACGGUUUCUUGGAUACAGCUGCGUCGUAUCGUGGGCCCGGGGAGGACGAGGACAAGGACUCGUACGCGGCCAGAAUCGCGUUCACAGGGAAUUCGCGGAUCCUUGGACCGAUUUGUAUAGUGGUGGGCGCCCUUAUGCUCGGCCUGGGCGUGCUGCUCUGCAUGCUCACCAGAAGGGCGAGAAGAAGGGAGCGCAGAGUGGGCUUCCAUUGCCCUCUUCACGGCGAUUUUUAUCCCGUUAGCCCUGUCCAAGGUGUCAAGAUGCUCGGAUUGUCGGGGAAAAACGUUAGUGGCUGGUCGAAAAUCCCUUGUCUAAAAGGGCGUUCCUCGAGCAAAGGGAGCGCAUCCUCUGGCGGGCACGUCGGCCCUCCGCAAUGUCCACACUCGGUGUUGAGCAGCACUCGUAGCUCGGUGAGCAGUUCGCCAUUGAGCCCGUGCCCGACACCGAUGCCAUUCUUGGUCACCUCAGGCUCGGUCAGUAGCGGGAUGGUGCAAAGUGUCGGUGCUAAUUUAUCCCCGGACCAAACAUUCGGAUCGAUUCGAUCGCUGUCAGUUACGAGAGAAGUGGCCAGUUUCCCUCUGUCGAGAACGCCUACGCCGCCUCCGCAACACAGAUCAUCCACGCUGACAAAUCCAGAGGACCUAGUAAAUGUCGGAAGUCCCCUGAGGGAAGCAUCGCCGCGGCCGGAAGUACGGGUGGUUGCACCUGCACAUCGACCUCCCUCUGUCCUUGCGACGGUCAACAACACGAACAACACGAACAACGGAUCUGCGAAUCGCAAAUCGGUCAGCAUACUGCUUCCCGAACACUCGAGUGGAUGACCCCAACAGCAACACGGCUUUGUUCAUCGUUGCGACAAGGACCCUCCAACGAUUUAGGAAUCCAACGGAAACGAAACGACGAAGGAUAGAAGCAACGAUGACGAGGCUCGAUUGCGCGACGAACGAGAUACGAGAUAUUCGUCGGACAAUCGGCGAACAUCGGCGGACAUCGGCAAACAUCGGCGUCGCCAGCCGAAUCUAGCCGAAUUUAGCCGAGCCGCGACGAUGAUUUCGAGAGCGAUUUAUUACGGGCAUUCGUUCUUGGCAGCCAGAUCUCUGAAAAAGUGGUCCAUCGAUAUUCGUGACUAAUGUAAAUUAAACGAAAUAGACAGGCGAAGUUAAUUCACGCUAUUGGCAAACAUUCAAUUAUCGGUUUCGCCCCGCCAGCCAGGAAUUGCUGGAUAAUUCACGCUGCCGGAGCGAUAGCCGAGUAAAAACGAGCCGUUCGUCUGUAAUUGCUUUAAAACUGACUAAUUCAUUCGCGUUAUAUCUCAUAGAAUGUCUUGUUUUGUUUUUUCGUAUUAAGCGUAUUACUGCUCUGUCACCGUAUGCACGUGCUUCGAAAGAGAAAUGUAUUGAGGAUUCUUGUAAGGAUAAUAUGUUCGUGUCUGAUGAUGAAAACUUUCUUUACUUUCUUCGAUGAACGAGACGUGGAAAGAUUUGCGGAAACGUAACAACUUUGAACUUCCAAUUAAAUCGUUGUAUUAUUCCCAAGAUCCAGUGGAAGCUCAAAUUCUUUGUAGCGUAUCUUGAGAGUAAUAGCUUGUCGAAUCUUGCACGGUCUGAUAUCGUAUAAUGUUAAGAAAUAUAAUCCUGCCAUGCGAGAAGGUGAUUUCUUAUCUCUUCUUCUUUUGCAAAAAUAUUUCUUUUUAUUUAAGUUGCAUUUAUUUCGCUAUUUCAGAAGUGGAAACAGUGUGAUCGAUACAAGAAGUUGAAUGAAAUGAACGUGCAAGAGAUUCAAAUUAUAUAACAUCGUAUCGAAACAAUAUAUAGGAUACAUCGGAGUGGAACCAUAUCUGCAGUGGAUUCUAUAUAUGAAAACAAUAAAAAAAAA